Arctia plantaginis is the source of this 1674-nucleotide messenger RNA. NCBI's taxonomy places the organism in Eukaryota, Metazoa, Arthropoda, Insecta, Lepidoptera, Erebidae. The record is from the annotation of a GenBank genome assembly.
AUGAUUAGAAGCAGCGGCUGUUUGGCUACUAUAUGUGAAUUAUUCACUAACUGCAUGAUGAAUCAGGAUACUUGGCAAUCUCUUUGCCGAUGUCUUGCUGAAACGUGCCGUAAUGUAGAAGCAAAUCAGAGCUAUUGCACACAUCUUGUACCAGCGUGUGUGCAAAGAUGCAGUCAAAGAAAUAUUGAAGUCUUACUGGUGCUGCAAAGCCUACUUCAGAACCAUGAAAGAAAUGUUAACUUAUUUUUCAAAUGCAACGGAAUAUCCCUUUUUCGAAGGGAGAUUUUGAAACAUGAAAUUUGUUUGCAAUUACUAGACACAAUUGUGCAGAGUUCUGAGCAAGCCAUUGAGCUUAUUAACAAAACUGACACGUACCAAUACUUAGUCGACUUUUUGCGGUUGUAUGGCCCUGAGUCCCAGCUGGGACAAUGGGCGACCAUAAUAUUAUAUCACAUGUCAAGAACUAAAGGAACCUGUGUAAUCCCUAUUCCAAAGCAAGAAAUUAAUGAAAAGCAGAAUACUGAUAAUCCUGAUAUACAAAACACUAUCAACACGACUGGAUUUUUCCAAAAUGUUAUAAAGGAAAUAAUACAGUGUGGUCUGUUACCUGCUCAAUUUCAGAACAAGACCAAAAAUAGUUUAUUUAUCCAAUCUCAUUCAAAUCAGAAUCGGCUUCAACCAAAUGAAACCUGUACUCAGAACACAUCAGUUAUAUUCAACAAUUGUAACAUACAAAAAUGUGCUAAAAUAUCUAAUGAUCUGAUUGAGGGUAAACAAAAUAAUAGAAUACGUGAUUUAUCUUUCUCAUUUUUAUAUCAAGAGGACAAUAGGAGAUACACCCAUGGCUCAAUAUGUACAAAUAAAAUCAAUAAUGCUUGUCAAAAAACUCCAUCUAAUGCGGUAAAUAUCAGAAAGUUUUCUAAAUUCUGUGAGCCUGCAUCAUUAGCAGACAAUUUAAACUGCCGCGAUACACCUGAGUUGAGUAGUUUUGCACCAAAAUGUGUAUCUACUCCAAAAAAAACUUACUACAUAGAACCGAAGAAAUCUACUAUGCGAUAUGUAAAAAACAGCACAUGCACAAUAUUUUCUGAUUCAAUCGGUAAACAUAAAAGAAAGCGGAUGAUUCGAAGUAGAAAAGAUCUUUCCAAGGUCGCUAGUUUUCCCAAGUGUUUAGAACAAACCAAUAGCGAUAAAGAAAACAGACAUCGUUCUAUAACUGAAAGGUUUUUGGGCGCCGUUAACGAGUCAUGCACCACUUUGGUUAAGACAAUAAAGAAUAUCUUCACGUCAAAACAUAGUUCAAAAGAGUCUAAAAUAAAGGGUUUGACACCAGUAUCAGAAACUUCCACAAAGUCUUGUAGUUAUAGUUUUACUAAUUAUAUGCGUGAAAGAGAUGCUAUUCUAAAGAAUGAAAACACCAAGGAAUUCAAUGAUGAUUUUGAUGACUUUAGUAUGGAGAUGACUAAUACCUGUAGCUCUUGUAAUGACACGGUCGUACUGAAACAAAAAUUGGCUAAUGAUGAAUAUUUGAAACAGACCAUAAGGAAACUUAAGCUCGGGAUUAACUUAUACGGUUGUGACUUUAAGAAAAUUUCGAAGCAGCUAUGGCCGCAUCAAACUUACAUGACCCCAGUCGUACUUUACAAUCUUUACCGAAAAUUAAUAAUAAAGUAA